Molecule: messenger RNA, 2244 nt
Organism: Corticium candelabrum
Lineage: Eukaryota; Metazoa; Porifera; Homoscleromorpha; Homosclerophorida; Plakinidae
Product: CCR4-NOT transcription complex subunit 10-like
Exons: 17
Coding region: 5-2143 (712 amino acids)
Biological process (GO): negative regulation of translation; mRNA catabolic process
Cellular component (GO): CCR4-NOT complex
Molecular function (GO): protein binding
Source: RefSeq, a predicted model, not a curated record
CACGAUGGAGACAGAAGCAGCUUUGUGUUGCGACUUUACAGACGAUGAACGUGCUCUGGCAGACCGAGCCUUGUCUCAAUUUGAGUCUGGUCAGUACGACGCUGCAGUGUCUGUCUUGAGCAAGCUAAGCAUGUCGAGAACUCAUGACCCGCGCUUGAUGCAUAACAAAGCCGUUGCUGCAUACCACGCCUCGGGAUUAACACAAACUGAUCGCUUUCGAAUGGAUUUGAAUGAAGCUAGCUUUCAGCUAGAAAAGGAUGCGACAGAGCUGGAUGACGAGGUGGACGAAGUGGAGAAAGCUCUUGUGUCGUUCAAUCAGGCUCUUAUGCUGUUCUAUCUUCGUCGGUAUCAUCAAUCAUUGCAGAAGUUAGAGAAACUCUUUAGAGUAAUCGAGCCCCUAGAAGAGCAGGUUUCACUCAACAUCUGUUUUCUUCUUUUGGAAACGUACCUUGUGCUGAGUCAGGUUGACAAGGCAACUCAGGUUGUUGCUUACUUGGACAAGCUGCUGGUUGAGAGCAGAAUGAUGGAAAAGUUUGAGAGUAUGGAGAUGAGGGAGUCAUCGCCUGGGGCGUCCAGUCAUCGUAUUGAUCCUAAUUUAUUGCUUCUUCAUCACUAUAAAGCCAGAUUGUAUGUCAUUCAACGAAGCAUGAAGGCAUGCAAACGGGAAAUCAAGGUUCUAAUGGACAGUGGUGAUGCUCAAUCCCCGUCAAUACUUUAUCUAAAAGCUGAAUUGGAGUAUGUCCGCCAGAACUACCGCAAGAGCAUUCGUGUUCUCAACUCAUCUCCUCGUUUGCCAGUCGUUCUAGAAACUGGUGAAUGCCUUCCAUCUCUUUACUUCAAUAAUUUGGGCUGCAUUCAUGCUGGCAUGAAAAAGCACAAUCUUGCUGCAUACUACUUUAAACAAGCUCUUGAAGAGAACAGUCGUGCAGUGGCAAUGAUGGGAACUGUUGAUAAAGCAGCUCCACUGACAGGAAGACCGUUGCGGUGUCUCUCAUUGAACAAACGUUAUGAGCUGCUUCAUAAUCUAGGGACUCAGUUGCUGUGUGCUGGGAUACCAUUAGAAGCUUUCGACUGCAUUUUGGAGGCUGUACAAGUUUUCCACACGAAUCCUAGACUGUGGCUCAAGUUGGCUGAGUGUUGUGUGAAGGCAAGGGAAAUGGAGGAGCACAUGUUGUUUAGCUCUCAGCAGUCUGGUCGUAAGAGUGUGGUAGUACAAGGAGUCGUUGGCACCGGUCCACAUCGCAAAAUCGUUGUAGCAUCACCGAGUCACACUGCAAGGCAAAGCACUCAUGGCCAGUCAGCAGCCAUGCCCACACCUUCUCUGGAAUUUGCUAACAUUUGUCUUCGAAAUGCUUGGCAACUGUUGCCUCAAUUGAACUCGGCAACAGAGAGUUCACCGCCUCCCAUCCAUGUUGAACAGUCUGGUGUAUCAGGUGAUCCUGGCGAACUGGUGACUGGAGAUGCUAGGCGAGGAAAAGACAGUGGACAACACACAGUUGUGUCAGCAACAUCAAUGCUGCCCAUGAGGGCUCAAGAAAUCAACGGUUUAAGGUCUGCCAUCUUGGCAUGCAGCAGUUACGUUGCAUUAGGCUUGGGUGACUACGUCAGCACUCUGGAGUAUGGCCAGCAGCUGUUUUCACAGCCUAAACUGCCAGGACUACUAAGGUACUUGGGCCAUAUAUAUGUUGCCGAGGCUCUUGUUAGUCAGGGCAGAAUCACUGAAGCCGUGCAGCAUCUCUCGCCCGAGACCAUUGUUGAUGUUGGUCUCACUACUUCUGCCAAUGAAGGAGAAAAGUCAAAUGCAGGGCAAAGUGAAGAGUCAAUCGACGGUCUUGUUCCCGGCUACUCAUUUAAUUGGACUGUGCCUUGUGCAAAAAUGAUGAUGUUUCUCAAUUUGGCAACAGCAUUUUGUCUACGUAAAGAGUUUGACAAAGCCAGAAGAUCUUUACAGCAGGCAACCUCGUUGGUGAAGAGUAGUGACACUCCUCCUCAGGCUGUUCUACUGGCUGUUUACAUUGAACUACAGACUGGUAAUGUGUCAUCUGCAGUGCAGCUGUUGAAGAAGAAUCAGACUGGAAUGAGUGGAAGGUCGAGCGAGAGGAGCAACAAACGACGAAAUUUGUUUCUCAGAAAAAAUGUAUGAAAGUACUGUACUACAGAAAUGUAUGAGUACUAUUGUGUAGCAAAACACACACACACACACACACACACACACACACACACACACACACACACACACACACA